CACUCCACCAUCAUCCCACCUGCGCACAGAGAUUUCAGUCCACGGCUUCCCUCUAGUCGUGUAGGGCAUUCGGUGAAGCGAUGGCGCCGAGGAAGAAAAGUGCUCAGAUCAAGUCCAGUGGAGCAACGUCUUCCAAGGCCGCGCCUCUGCCCGACUGGGUCAAGAACAAGGGCGCUAAACCACCUCCGCCAGGGACAGCUGCUGCGUCCUCGGCAUCCUCUGCUGCUGACAAGGGCGGUAAGGCAGACAAGAAGGACGGCAAAGGGGACGCUAAUGGAGGCAGUGCCGUAUCCACGGCUGGGCCUUCCUCACAGCCUGUCCGGCCUCCACCUUUAUUUCCUCCUGGGACAAAGACUCCCCUCAAUCUGCUGAAUGAACGAGUGCAGAAGCUUCACAAGGACUGGAAUAGACCCGAGUACCACCCUCAUCCCGUCAGAGCAUCUACAGCCUCGAAUCAGGAGUCGGAGAAAGAGGAGACUUCAGACGGCAACUUCUUUCAGUACGAUAAUGGCAAAGCUGGACAGCACGAGGGCAAUGGAUCUCCUCAGCCCUGGACAUGUUACGUGACGCUGUCCAGACCCAACCCCAAGGACAAGAGUACCAACGACGUAGUAAGGCUAGUGCCCGAUGAGAGAGACUCGAACCAGAGAUUUGCAGCCGGCAUGGUCGAGAGCAAGGAGAUGGCAAGGCAUUAUGGAGCUACCUACGCCCUCUUCAGAUUGUUCUCGCAACUUUCAUUAGCUCUGAUGCUGCCACCUCAAUUUCGAGAUUACUGGUCUUCCCUCGAGGCAUGGAAGAAGUCGCUUCCUCCACACAUUCAGGCAACUCUCUUUGCUCCAGAUCCCUUUCUCGCUCAGGAGCAGGCGCGGGCUGCAAAGAAGGAGCGGGAACAGCAGGCCUUGAAGAAGGCUCAGAUCAAGGCGGACAGUCAGAACAACAGCGGCAUUGAUGAAGACAAGCUGCCGAAGAGAUGGAAAGAGGCAAGGGAAGUCAGGAUGACAAAGAGCAUGAGAGACUGGGUAGAGGAGAUUGUCAAAGCGGGCAGCAUCAGCACCUAUGAUGAUGAAGCUGAUGACCUGGAAGAAGACGGCGGCUCAUCGUCUGCCAGUCCUUUGAACGGUAACUCAAAAGUCACUAUCGAUACAAAGCGCCUCGAGGCCCAGCUCUCGCAGCUUGGCUUCCGCUCGGGUUACAUUUCCUCUGGACUCUCUUGGCUAGCACGCGCUCGAUCAGCUCUUCUCGGCCAGGUCAGAGUCAAAGACCAUCUCGUUGCGUCCAUAAAGCAACAGUCAGAUCACGAAGCCCUGUUGACCUACCUCACGCUCUACGUGCCGGAGGAGGACCUUCCCGAUCGCUUCAAGGCUUCCAAGAAUUCUACCAAUGAAGGCUUCGUGACCUCAACGCAGCGAGGUCAGUCGAAGGAGGAUGCUUUGAAGACUCAGUGGGCUGCUGAGCGUAUAGUCAAGGCGGCAGGCUACCCUCGCAACGCCGUCGAAGCCGCCAUCACUUCUGAGAGCGGAGGGGAUGUGGGAGCUAGAGAGCUCGCAGCUUUGAGGAGCCUUGCUGGGCGUCUAGGUCAAGAAGAGGGGUCUGCUGAUGGUGUCGAAUCGCUACUCUCAGCGCGAAGACUAGAAGCGCGGCGAGAGGAAGUAAUGGUGCUCAAGUCUAUCCUGGGAGACGACCGGCUUUGUCCAGUCCCAGUCGAAGAGAGACCCCUCGGUUGCACCGAUUGCACCGAUGACUGUUUCGAUGUCAUCAUUGCUGGACCAUCUCGUAUGCAGGUGGAAGGAGGUGGGAAGUGGGGCAAGGAAGAAAUCCGACUCAGGGUGGUGUGGAAGAUGGAUCCCUACCCGACUCUCGAAGGUGAAGCCCCUGUGAGACCGACAUUCUACGUCGCCUCUCCCGCCCUAUCCACAAGCUACGAUGCUCCCCGACUCCCUUCCUACUUGCGUCUAGCUCUGACAAGACAUCUUCUCAAGAAAUUGCAGACUGAGACCUGGCUCGAGGACGGGCAGGCCUUGCUGCCCAUGAUCGAAGACUUGGAGGAGAAUUGGCGGGCGAUAGUCAACGGCGACAAAGUCAGAUUCGAAGAGGUCAUGGCGGGCUUCACAACUCGACGACCGAAAGCUGUUGGCACAGACACAAAGGAAGCUACACAAGCCAAUUCUUCUCGGCAGACUUUUGCCCCUGCUCGACCACUGAGGCGAGAUGCGGGCAUCGAUUCAACUCUACUGAACGCGCAGCAAGCUUUCAAAGCUUCACCUGGCGGGCAAAAGCUGCUCUCACAGCGUGCCACUCUGCCUAUCUCGCAUCACUAUGACUCUAUUGUCUCGACGCUCUUGGCUCACCGCCUGACGCUCUUGACAGGAUCAACAGGUAGCGGAAAGACGACGCAGCUGCCGCAAUACAUCCUGGACUCCUCUAUCGAAGCGGGUGUAGGCAGCGAAUGCAAGAUCAUCGUCACGCAGCCACGACGAGUCUCUGCCAUGAGUAUCGCGGAGCGCGUAGCUCAUGAGAGGGGUGAGACCAUUGGCAACAUGGUCGGCUGGGCGGUCCGAGGAGAGAAGAAGGUGGGAAGGGCAAACAGAAUUCUGUUCACCACAACGGGUCUGCUCCUCAGACGUUUGCAGACAGAGCCUGAUCUCGCGUCCAUCUCUCACCUCCUCAUCGAUGAGAUCCACGAGAGGUCUCUCGAUUCCGAUCUUCUUCUACUCGAAAUUGCCUCCUUACUCAAGAUGAAUCCGAAAAUUAAGGUGGUUCUGAUGAGCGCUACUCUGCAGAAAGAGAAGUUCAUCAAGUACUUUGCUGGCAGGAUCGAUGCUGGUGAGCAAGGCAUUGGAAGUGUUGAUGUGGAAGGUCGGAUACAUCCAGUAGACGACUUCUACCUCGAAGAUCUGGUGAAAGAGACUGGCUACCGUCCCUCAGCGGCUUCAUCGUCGUCGUCUUUCGGUAGAGGUGGGAUGGAUCGUGGUGCCGGCCCGCUCAAGGGACUCAGAGAGGAUCUGACGGCUCAUGGCUUUAGCGAAGGCGAGAUCACUGCUCUGGAGGUACUCGAGAGGGAACGACCCGGGCAGGCCGUUGGGCCACUCGACUUUGAGCUCGUGGGUCGAGCUGUCAAGCAUGUCGCUUUGAGAGAGGCGGCAAAGGAGCAGGCCAGCAAUGAUGGACGCGUCGGAGCGAUCCUGGUCUUUAUGACGGGUGUCGGCGAGAUCCGCCAAGCCUGUGAGGCCAUCAGAUCGACACUGCAAGGCAUGCCGAUCGAAGUAUUGCCCCUUCAUUCGAAUCUGUCGAAUGAGGAACAACAGCAGGUGUUCCGUCCGGUGCGAGCUGGCGCGAGGAAAAUCGUGGUCUCUACCAACGUGGCCGAAGCAUCCAUCACUAUCGACGGAGUCACUGCUGUCAUCGACUCUGGUCGAGUCAAAGAGACAAGCUACGACCCAGACACUGGCCUUACGAGGCUGGUGGAGAAGUACACCUCGAGGUCUUCUGCGAUGCAGAGGAGGGGAAGAGCUGGUCGAACAAGACGAGGCGAGUGCUGGAAGCUCUUCACCAGGACUCUCGAGGAGAAGAAGAUGCCUCAGGAUAGUCAACCCGAGAUGACGAGAGUGGCACUCGAAAGUGUGGUUCUGCAUGCCCUUUCGAUGAAGAAGAAAGAUGUGACGACCUAUCUAUCCUCAGCACUGGAUCCCCCAUCGAUGGCCUCAAUCUCUUCGGCAAUCACGAAUCUGCUCGAGGCUGGCGCCGUACGCUCUCUCGCAUCGAGGGAAGAGCUGACUCCAACAGCACUUGGUCGCCAUCUGACCAAUCUGCCAUUGGACCUCAGACUAGGAAAGCUGCUCAUCUUGGGAUGCACAUUCCAAUGUCUCAGCCCCCUCCUGACGAUUGCUGCCCUCAUGUCUUGCAAGCCACUCUUCGCCAUCCCCUAUGAAAAGCGAGACGACCUCAAUGUUAUUCGCGAGCGCAAAGCCGUGGGCAAAUCGGACCUCCUCACUGACGCUGCCAUCUACGAUGAGUGGGCUUCGAUUCGACGCAAGGGAGGUUCAAACGCAGAGAUGCGCAAUUUUGCCGCGGACAACUACCUCAGCUCUUCUUCGCUAAGGGACAUCACCUCCACGCGUAUCGACCUCCUCUCCAACUUGCAGGAAAUCGGCUUCGUCCCACGCAAGGGGUACAACCCCGUGCAAGACCUGUCUUCUCCGCACCCCCUCGACACCCACUCUACCAACCACGCACUGUUGCGCGGACUACUCACCGCCGCCCUCUGGCCGUCGAUGAUCCGUAUCGCGCACCCGGAGGCCAAGUACAACCAAGGCUCAUCGGGUACAAUUGCACGUGAGACCGAGGCUCGCUCUGUGAAGCUCUUUGACGAGGCUGGACGGGUCUUCCUGCAGCCCUCGUCGGUCCUCUUUGGCCGCAAUAAGUUUGAAGCGAGCCAUCUCGCCUGUUUCAAGAAGAGUGCGGGAGCGGGGGAUAAGGUCUACCUGAGGGACGCGACAGAGGCGCCCAUCUAUGCGCUCUUGCUCUUCUGUGGGAGAAUCAAGAUCCACCAUCUCAGGGGAGGUAUUUCCCUCGCUUCCUCUGCCGGAGGUGCCGCUGCAAAGCAGGUACUGACUACCACUGGAGGUGCUGCUGGUGCUGCUGGUGCUGGUGGCAGCGCGGCCAACUCUGGUAAGAGCAGCAGAGUCGCUACUCCCGUCAAUGGCGCUGCCGUCGGUUUCGGUGGUCAAGAGCCUCGCAGCGAAGUCUACACAGACGACGAAGGCGAGGGUUUUGUGCGUCUGCGCGCUCCUGCGCGUAUUGGUGUAUUGAGCUCUCAACUUCGUCGAUUACUCGAUGCGCAUCUCGACCGGGCUUUCGAUCGCGAUUCUUCAGAGCUAGAAGGUGAAGGAGGCGCGAAUGGGAGUAGAGAGGAAGAGGAGCAGAGGUCGUUGCAGAUUCUAGAGGUGAUGCGGGCGCUGCUUGAGAGGGAUGGAAUGGGGACUGCGCCGGUCUAGCGAUCCCGGCAGUAAAGCCCUUUGCUACUCAACUUUACCCUACCCUAGACGAAUACAAUCCAGUACACACAUCAAUGUAGCCUACAUCAAAGAGAAUUAGAUUUGUGCAAUAGAGAUACAUGUCCUUCCUCUCUUUCUUCCUUUCUUUGCCUUCCUUCUAAAUCUACUUGAACUG
Microstroma glucosiphilum is the source of this 5169-nucleotide messenger RNA. Its product is annotated as P-loop containing nucleoside triphosphate hydrolase protein. The transcript is spliced from 2 exons. Gene Ontology annotation, molecular function: ATP binding; RNA binding. The record is from RefSeq and is a predicted model, not a curated record. Gene Ontology annotation, cellular component: intracellular anatomical structure. Bases 81 to 4994 code for a protein of 1637 amino acids. Lineage: Eukaryota; Fungi; Basidiomycota; Exobasidiomycetes; Microstromatales; Microstromataceae.